Messenger RNA from Apis mellifera (honey bee), 1156 nucleotides. It is a transcript of the gene cpb, whose product is annotated as F-actin-capping protein subunit beta. Gene Ontology annotation, biological process: barbed-end actin filament capping; negative regulation of filopodium assembly; actin cytoskeleton organization. The transcript has 4 exons. Gene Ontology annotation, cellular component: F-actin capping protein complex; cytoplasm. Bases 157 to 978 code for a protein of 273 amino acids. The record is from RefSeq and is a predicted model, not a curated record. NCBI's taxonomy places the organism in Eukaryota, Metazoa, Arthropoda, Insecta, Hymenoptera, Apidae. Gene Ontology annotation, molecular function: actin filament binding.
AAUCAGCAGUCAUCUUGACACGCCCCUUGAAUAUUCGUUUUCGGUGACUGAAUGCAGGUCAGAGAAUAAACAUUUCCAAUAAAUUUUUCAUUGGUUUUAUAAUUUUUAUUGAUUAAUGCUCUGAUUGAUUUUCAUAAAAUCUUUUAAUAAUUUAAAAUGACGGAGCAACAAAUGGAUUGUGCAUUGGAUUUAAUGAGAAGAUUACCACCCCAGCAAAUUGAAAAGAAUUUAAGUGAUUUAAUAGAUCUAGUGCCAUCUCUUUGUGAAGAUCUUUUAUCUUCUGUUGAUCAACCUUUAAAAAUUGCAAAAGAUAAAGAAUCUGGGAAAGAUUAUUUACUUUGUGAUUAUAAUAGAGAUGGAGAUUCUUAUAGAUCUCCUUGGAGUAAUACAUAUGAUCCCCCUUUAGAAGAUGGCUCAAUGCCUUCUGAAAGACUUAGAAAAUUAGAGAUAGAUGCAAAUCACGCAUUUGAUCAAUAUAGAGAACUCUAUUUUGAAGGUGGAGUUUCUUCUGUUUAUCUCUGGGAUUUAGAUCAUGGUUUUGCAGCAGUAAUAUUGAUUAAAAAAGCAGGUGAUGGUUCAAAGAAAAUUAAAGGCUGUUGGGAUUCAAUUCAUGUAGUAGAAGUUCAAGAAAAAUCUAGUGGAAGAAUUGCACAUUACAAAUUAACUUCUACUGCAAUGCUUUGGUUACAAACUAAUAAACAUGGAUCUGGAACAAUGAAUCUUGGUGGAAGUCUUACUAGACAGGUUGAACAAGAUGCUCAAAUAAGUGAAAAUUCUCCGCAUAUUGCUAAUAUUGGUCGUAUGGUUGAAGAUAUGGAAAACAAAAUCCGAAAUACGCUAAAUGAAAUUUAUUUCGGGAAAACAAAAGAUAUUGUAAAUGGUUUAAGAUCUGUUCAAUCAUUAGCUGAUCAAAGACAACAAGCCGCUCUCAGGCAGGAUCUCGCGGCAGCUUUGCAAAGGAGAAAUGCAAAUAAUUGAUCUUAUGAAGAAGAUCAGCUUUCUUUCAAUUGUGAGGAGUGUCAAUAAAAAAAAGAAAAAACAAAGAAAUCAUAAUAAUGAAAUUAAAAUUCGAAUGUUGCAAUUAUUAUAAUAUAAAGGACAAUUUCCUGUGAUAUACAGGGUGCAACGGUAAAGAUGAAUUUUCCUGAAAUAUUAA